Messenger RNA from Schistocerca gregaria, 8502 nucleotides. RefSeq names its product calmodulin-like. NCBI's taxonomy places the organism in Eukaryota, Metazoa, Arthropoda, Insecta, Orthoptera, Acrididae. Gene Ontology annotation, cellular component: myosin II complex. The record is from RefSeq and is a predicted model, not a curated record. Bases 456 to 1364 code for a protein of 302 amino acids. Gene Ontology annotation, molecular function: calcium ion binding. The transcript is spliced from 9 exons.
CCCAGCCUGCCCACGCCACGUGACAGCGCGCCGUCGCAUGGCCCGCGCCUCCACCGACGCCGACGCCACCGACGCCGCUCUCUCACGCUCGCCAGUCGGCAUGGCGCGGGCAGCCGCCGCCAGCAUCUCCACCAUCGUCCACCGCACGCGCACGACAAUAACACGGCUGGGACCGCACUAACCGCCCAGCCGCUCCGCUCUGUGAUACGCCAGCAAUAAUAUACCACAGCCGUCGACAGCAAUAACGAGCUACUCCUGUCCGAGCCGCCAGAUAACGGUGUAUUUUUUAUUGGAAUUGUUGUAAGGAAGCGACUUUAGCAAUAAAGCGGAGCAGAUCCGCAGAGAGUGACUAUUUUUUUGGGAAGUCGCGGACCGGCCGCCGCCGACUGAGCGAACAGCCGGGGAGGAGCCGGGGAGUUCUCGCAGCCGCCACCAUCAGCGCCACGAGCAGCAAGAUGGCGUUCGCAGCGGCCCGCAUGAUACUCAAGGACAAGCGGCGGAAGACGUCCAAGGAGGACUUCGCGCCGCGAAACAGGAGCAAGGCGCGGAGUAGCGCGAGCACGAGUAGCUUUAGGAGCAUCACUCAGGCCCGCAACAAGCCGGCGGACGGCGGCGGGCACGUCAACCAGAAGGGGGCGGCGGGGGCGAAGGCGCCGCCGGGGGCGGGCCCCAAGUCGGGGGCGGGCGCCAAGGCGGGGGCGGCCAAGCCGGCAGUGAAGGCGCCGUCGGCGCAGAAGGGGCAGGUGAAGCAGGCGCCCACCAAGCAGGCCGCCGCCUCCAGCACGGCCGCCGCCGUCGUCAGCAACGCCGCCGUCACCGCCGCCGCCGUCAAGCCGCUCAACGCCGCCGCCAAGAAGAACAAGAAGGGCCAGCGCCAUCAGCAGCACGACCUCAUCGUCACCAUCAACCUGUCUGAAUAUGGAUUAACAGAAGACCAAGUAGCAGAGUUUAAAGAGGCAUUCAUGCUGUUUGACAAGGAUGAAGAUGGCACCAUAACUAUGGCAGAACUGGGGGUUGUCAUGAGAUCACUAGGACAAAGACCAACAGAGACAGAACUGCGUGAUAUGGUGAAUGAAGUGGACCAGGAUGGAAAUGGAACCAUUGAGUUUAAUGAGUUCCUGCAGAUGAUGUCAAAAAAGAUGAAGGGUGCAGAGGGUGAAGAUGAGCUCCGUGAAGCAUUCAAAGUGUUUGAUAAAAACAAUGAUGGUCUGAUCUCGAAUUCGGAGCUACGGCAUGUAAUGACAAACCUUGGAGAGAAGCUAUCUGAUGAAGAAGUUGAUGAUAUGAUUCGAGAGGCUGAUCUUGAUGGGGAUGGCAUGGUCAACUAUGAAGAAUUUGUAACUAUUCUGACAUCAAAGAAUUAGUCCAACUGCUCAGAAAGAUGUCAUGGAACUUGGGCAGAAAGAAUAGCAAGGCUCUCAGGAGGCACUGGAGUUUGUCCUGAAGUCACAUAUAUCUACCAGAAUUAUUAAGGAAUUAUGAUGCUAUGUUGUGUUUUAGUUGGGUAAUUCCCUUUUCUUAUGGAUAAGGGACUUACAUUUUCAAGAGCUUCUGUGGUGGUUAUUGUACAACACCUUGUAUCAAUUUAAUAUGAAUUGUAAAUGAAAUAAGUUUUUAACAAUACAUGAAAGUGUUAAUUAUGCUGCUAUAUUUUUUCUUACUGUAAGUGAUACCACACACAGAGCAAAGAAUAAGUUAUUAAACUACUAUGAUUUUAGAUUUUAUAACAAAAAAUAAUAGGCCAAACAAAGUUGUUUAACAGUGUUUUGUACAGUUAGUGCUGCAAAAUUUCAGGCAAUUUGACCAGGAUCAUUAUUAUUUUUAAUACAUGUAACUUAAGCUGCAAAAUAUACAUAAAAAUAAGAUGCCAUUUUUAAAUAUGGUAACUGUAUGUUAAACACUGAGAAACAUGGAAAGUGCUGGUCACUGCAAUACUGUGCUUGUGUUGGAGCCAGUGACAGUGUCACUCACCAUCUGUAAGCAAUGGGAAAAUGUGGGGGCAACACAGUUAAAGGGAUCUGAGUGCCUCUUCUGAUUCUGUAUGGAAACUAGAGAUCAACACAGAUCUCAAAUGAGACUGAGUUAUCGCUCUUCAUCUGAAUCUCCAAUAGCACAUUUUACCAUUUCUCAUAGUUGGCAUGUGCCAAAGUUUGUUUGUGUAUUGUUACUCCCUGAAUCAUUUAUUUAAUUAAUUUAUUAAACAUAUACCUCUUGAAAAUUUGAAACAAGAACUCUGACAAAAAUAUGUUGUAAUAUAUCAUUCUUAAGCAGUUAAAAGUAACUGAAUAGUUGUUGAUAGAUAGACAAUAACAUUGUUGAGGUUUUCUGUGGAUUUUGUUGAAAAUAUAAUGGAUGUACCAUUUUAUAGCUAUAUACAUAUGGCAUUUAGUUUCUAGUCUUUGGCUAUAUUUAUACAGUUGAAAAAAGAGUUGAUUUACUUUAUAACAUUGUACCCUGUUCCUUUAAGAUAUAUGUCACUGUAUCCUGAGCAACUGCUGAUGUGGAUUACAUUCUAUAUUUUAAGACAUCCUUACAGUCAUUUCUUUGCUCAAGGUAUCAUUAAUAUUUUCAGAUAAAUUGUGCAGGGAUAUUACGGGUUAAUUCAAAUUUUUAAUUGUUUAAAACAUUGUACCAUUAGCCAUUUAAUGUUUAUGUAUUAUACCAUCUUUAUGACACUUUUUAACCUCUGAAACCAAAAGAUAAUAUAAAUUUGGAAACUAUCAGCAGAUUUCUGCAAAUUCAUCAUAAAUCCAAUUUCAAGGGCUUUCUGAAAGGCAUUGUUAUGGAACACAGGACAGGCAUUCCAGUAGUACACACACAGUUCUUGUACUUUGUUUAUGAUUAUUUUAUUAUAUAGCAUUUGAAAAUUUAUUAACAUAACCUUUCCUGAUGCUCACAAGCAGCAAUAAUUAAUUAUGAUUAGUUUUUAUGUGUUGUAACUCACUCAUAAUUUACAUUCUUCUCAUUAUGAGUGGAAGAUCAUACUAUACUGGGUAUAACAUUUGAGCUUGGCAUUUCUAGAUGGUAAUUUAGAGGCAGAUCAAUAUGUUAGAGUGGCAACAGUUAGGGAGUAAUGUGUUCUUAAAUGUACAGUUAUAUUUACAGGAUGGAUCAGCAUGGUAACAUACACCCUUAGCACCCUUUGAAAGCUACCUGUAGAAAGAUGGUCUAAUUAAGAAAAUGUACCCAUCCAGCUUGUAUGUAACUUAAUUCCUUAUCCCUCCAUAAUACAAGAUAUUUAAGAUAUUUUUAAAUGUAUACUACAAAGUAGAAAAUGUGUGUAUGUUAAAUGUAAAUUGUGUAAAAAUAUUGUGAUGCACUUCACUUCAGUCUUUAAAUAGUGUCCCAUUUCAGUUGUUAUUCUGUUCAUUCAAAAUCAUUAUCCUUAAUCUGGUGGUCACAUGACUAACGUCUCCUUAUGAUUUUGAUGUAGUUGUCUUAUAGAAACAAGAUUGGUGUCCCUUCAUAAGUUCUGUUUCUAGUUUGAAUUUAGCUGUGGAACCAAUGAAUCUGUUAUAUGUUAGUGCAAUUGUGUCAUAGUCAAGUGUAGAUUGAUGUGAUAAGUUAGGCAGAACAAUGUAUACUUUUAAACAACAUAUAUUAGUUUCAGCAUGGACAAAGAAAGCACACUAAUGAGGAGAGUUGAACAGUUACUUGAACAUUUCUGCCAUUUCAACUUCAAGAGGGGGCACCUGUUAAAAUGGUAAAGAAUUAUAACUUUUUGCACAUAGAAUUUCAUUUUAAAUGGGAUAAACACUUCCACAUUAGUGUUUCAUGACAAAAUCAAAUCCCUUUUCCUACGUUGAAAAAUUUACUUUCUUCUUUGCAUUAUUUCUCUGUUUUGUUUUUAGUCCAGUUUCAAACUAAAACAAAUACAUGACAAAUACUUGCUGAACUGAUGAGCAGAACUCUAUAAAUUAGCUGGAAUUUAUAGAAAUAAUUCACAUUUCCAUUUAGCAUAAAUAACUAUAUUUUGGUUACAUUUUAUGAAGGUCAUACCAUAAAAUAUACAUCUGUGGGGGAAUAGUUUUAGAAUCCAGUACCAUAUUAUAACAAAGGCAUUAUUUGAUUAUUCAUACACAUACAUAAGUUCAUCCACUAUUUUAUCCUAGUAGUCUUAAUUAAUAUAGAUUUAUUCUGUUCAGAAAUAUUUCAGCUACAACAUACUCAGUUCUACAUCAAUGCAACUAUAGAGAACAAGCCAACAUCUAUUAAUUGGAUUAUAAGUAGAUCAAAUUUACUAUCUACUGAUUUAUUUUCUGUAUCUAUAUGAGAAUUUCAUUAAAUGAUAGAAAAUUGUAUCUAGCAGGAAGCAUACUGAACUGGCCAAAAUCUUUUCAGUGAAGGCCUCAAAAUGGAACACCAUCUAUCACUUUCACUUUCUUCCAAAUAUUCAAUCUUUCUAAAAAUAUGUUUGACAGUCAAAAGUGUUUUAUGCUUUAUUGUUAAUUAGGAUGUGGGUACUAUAACCAAUUAUGUAUAGGGAACUAAACAAAAUUUCCAAAAAAUGAAAAAUCUGAAAUUCUGUUUCACAUUGCUCCUUUUAACUAAUUCUCUGAAUUAGUCCACUUUCAGCUGAGUUGUAGAUAUCUAUUUUCAACAAAGUGUUGGUAAGUUUCACUUUCUGUGUUGAGCAGUUGUAAAACAGACUGAAUGUUACAGAUCAAAUGCAUGUUUGUAUUGCAUAUUUUAUUUCUAAAAUCAUUGUUACUAUGUUAAAUCAUUAUCAUUACAUAAUUGUGAGUACAUAUAUUUUGUUAACUGAUAUUUUAGUGUGAAAUCAUACAAGAUUAUAUUUUGCAUAUAUAAACUGCAUUAGUUCAGAAUAUUAAUGUGAUGAUAUAGAUAACAUACUUUUAUAGUAUCUUGGCACAAAGUCCAUAUUAGUGACCAGGCAGCCAACAUAAAAGUAUCCAUUCUCCCAAUUUAUCAUGGCAACAGUAAGUGAAGAGGAUUUCAGCUUAAGAUAUCUGUAGCCUUCUUUCCAAUGUCACCGUCCAUGUUAUUUUCAGAUGUUUACUAUAUUUCUUUCUUGGAAUAUUCAGGUCAAGAAACAUAUGAUUUUACAAUGUUUCAUGGAAGAGAAUUUAUUAAAGAAGUGUGUUAUUCUGUAAAAGAAAUGUGUAACAAUUUGUGGAAUCCUUAUUCGUAAAAGAUGUACAAGCAUUUUUUUAAGUUUUCAUUUGGGAUAAUAUGUAAAGAUAUGGAACUGUAUGUAAAAUUUUUGGGAUGUUUGAAAGUAAUUUUUAUAGAACAGUUCAUUGCAGUCAGCCAGGGAAUAUAGACAGGGAAUAUACAUAAAUAUACUAGAACAUGAUUUCAGUACUUGUAUACAAAUUGCAGUAAGCAUUAAGUUUGACUACAGAUCUCCUGCUGAAGGAAUACUGCUAGUUUACACAGAUAAAAAAAUCUUGGAAACUGUUUUUCAAUAAAUGUCCUGCCUGAAUUGCUAAAUAAGGCAGCAAAUAAAGCAAAGUAAGUGAAAUACAUAAAUAUUAUCUCUCUUUGUUUAGUUUUGCUAAGGGCAUUGCCAUACUUAUUUUUUUGUUGGUGUAAUUCCUAGUAAUGUCUUCCAAAAAUUAGUUUCUCCAUGGGUCUUCAUUUCUUGAUUGCAACAUGCUACCAAGUGUCAGUGUUAUUCACAUGUGGUAUUCCCUGUUAGAAAAGUAACAGACAUUUCCCACACCAGAAAAACUAUUGGAAAGAAACAAUUUAACCAGGCCAUGGAAAAGAGCUGGUACUAUUGCAUUAGUACCAUUGUACAGUUUUCAGUCAUUGUAAAUUUCAUACUGUUUCAUUGUUCAUUUUUAGUGUGCAAAAGAAAAAAAAGACACAUGACGUAAACUUAAUCAGUUUGAUUGUGUAUUUACACUGAGGGAAAGAGAUACCAGUACUUCAUAAGGCAACCCCAUACAGAACAUUACUUUGAAUGUGUAAUAUGCACUCAAAUUGUAGUAGCCAUAACACAUUUUCAGUCUUCUGAAACAAUAAUAAAAAAUACAAUUGUAAGACAUGUUACAAAUGAUUGCUAAUGUUUCAGAAAUAACACAAAAUCAGGGAUACAGUUUAAAGUCAAAUACAUUAUAGUGCAUAUACUUAUAUGUAAAAGCAUAUCCUUUGAGCGAACACAUAUGUGAAUUAUUUCCUUAACUUCUUUUUAAUUUAAUUUAAUGGUUCCAGAAAUAAGACAAACACAGCUCAGCUACCGGACAUAGCUGUAAACAAUUUAAAAAAAAGAGCUAAUCAGUAUGGAAGUAAACAAAAAGUUAUGUUUCAUUCUAGCUAAAUUUACAUUGGCCUAUUUCUGUAGCUACAAUGCCUGCUUAUAUUUCUGACACCAGAUGAAUGAGUGAGACAUAGUACCAGCCAAAGAUGAGCAUUAUAUUAAAAACAACAACAAAAACAGAACUAUAGCUUAUAAAAUAUUUUGCUGUGGAACAUGUAAUGUUAAUUAUGAGAAGUGGUACUACAAUGAGCUGGUAUUCUAUACAUACUGAACCUUCAAUCUAUUAUGUAUUUGACAAGUCAGAACUUUCUUUAUUAAUAGGUACUAAUAUCACCUGUCGAAAGCUAUGACCACCUAGUCAUCAAAUCCUGAAACUUUGUGUGAAAACAAUGAAAUCAUUAAUAUCUUGUACGACUGCUAAAUUAAAAGACAGUUGUAUUGCCUCAAAUAGUCCACAUGAAAAUUACUGAGGCAAUAUGUACAUUACAUUGUCUUACAACCAAUCAUGGAAAUAAUCUGGACAAUGACUCAGAUGCCCUUUAUUCCAAAAUAUUUACAUCUGCAAGAGAGGUCUGGUGUGAGACUAUUGAAUAAUUCCAUUCUCAUGAAAACUAUCUAUCUUCUCUCCCCUUGUAGUUAAUACAGAGGUCAAAGCCCAUACCAUUCCUCAUGUUAAUGUACCGAAGUGCAAGCUCUUCUGAACAAGUUUCAGUCAGUCAUUAAAACAUCAAAUAUGGUUAUAUCUGAAACAGACUUACCUGUUUCUCAGUGUUUCACUUAAAUUUUCCACCCUAUGAGAAGUUAUAGAGACUCUACUGUCUGGUGUCAGUGAUACAGUAGGUAUGGAAAGCAAUUUGUUUCCAUAGCAUAACAUUUAUUCUAAUUUUAUGUCAUUUUACAUCUGUCUCUUCUGAUUGGAAUGAAAAUUUAACUGUUUUGUUGCAAAAUUGUUGUUAUUGUUCUUACUCAGUGAUAUUUGACUAUCAGAUUUGUUCACUGAUAUGUAGUUUUUGUGAAUGUCCAUAAAAACAAAAAAGAAAUAGAACAACAUUAGCGUAGCUUUUACAUGGAAUGAAAAUCCAAACAGGAAAUGCUGGUCAGAGAAAAUGACUACUAGAUCAGCUUUCCAGAUAAAUAAUGCUUGUAUAAAACUGCAUGUUUUCCUUAUUUUAAUAAGGAUUAUACAUAGUCAAGGUAAUAGAUCAAUCUAUAUUCUGUAAGUAAUAGAAUUAAAUGAUCAGUUGCUGGAUUAUGUUAAAUAUGUUACAGCAUUUUUCUCAUCACUAGUCACUUCUGUGAACUUUAACUAUCUAAUUAUGAGUGUUUGUGAAUUAUUUUGAACCUCUUUGGAAAUACAUAUAUUCAAGUAAGAGGUCUGCAAGUAUUUGAAAAGUAAGUUGUAAUGAGUGUGAAACAUAGAUUUGUACCUGAGGUGUGCAUAAUUCAGGUUAACUUGUGAACAGCUGGCUUUGUAUAAUCAAUUGAGUAUUUUUAAAUGACCACAUUGUAAAAUAUAAACUUGAGACUAAGAUCUGUUAAGUGGCUUAACACAUUAAAAUCAUGAAGCCUAUAAACAGGAUAUUUUAAGAAGGAAGCUUUUAAUAAGAAAGGUUGUGAAAGUUAAUUUCAUGAAUGAUAACUGGAUUAUAUGUAUUUAGUGAGAGGGGUCUUCCUUUUACUAAAAUAAUGUUACAUCAGAGGUGCAGUAUUUUGUAGCAAUGGUAGACAAAGAAGAUAUUAUUACCAUAGUACUACUGCUAAUAUAUCAGUCCUAUACAAGAAUUGCUUAUCUCUGUCUAAAAGUGUGAUUUAAAAAUACUAAUAAAUUAAUAAUGAAUUAAAAUAACUCAUCAAUGAAUAAAUUAUUUUAAAAAUUUUCCUUUAUUCACAAUAGAACUGAUUUAACAUAAACCUUUACUAAUACUCAAUGAAAUUCAAAUAAAGAUUUAUCUAAAUUAAUUGAUAAAAUGUAUAUAAAUGUUAUGUGUGAAACAAACUGUUAAUAGAAACAAAAUAUAAUUAAAACUGAUGCAAACAUUAUAGAGAUGAUAUAUCAAAUAUGUUUUAUAAAUGUCAAUGAAGCCCAUUCCUGAAAUUGAUAUAUUAGCCCAUAUACAAAAACAUACAUGUAUAUACACAAUAGCUAUAUAUACAAGAAUAUUUACUUGUACAUGACAAUGUUACUUUGUGAUAGAAACUUUACCCCACAUUAUCCAAUGUACAUUCUAGUGCUGUGUUACAGAACAGGGAAAUAUAAUCACUUUUUUCUAAUAAAA